CGGUUGUCUUGAAGAUCAAGGGUCAGUCAACUGCUCAUCAAUUUGGCAAGAAAAUCUUCGCUUGUCGUACGAAGUCAAAUUUGCUUUCACGGCCAAUGGGAGCUUUGCUUACGGGAGCUAUGGGUUCGCUGGUAAUCCUGACUUGAUAUUUGGAUUGAAUAUGAAGAUUGGGAAAUUGGAGUUUAGCAAUCAUGGCUAUUGUGAUGAAGGAGCAUAUCCCAGCGGACCAUCAGUUGAUGCAUCUGGUAUUGCUUAUUACAACUGUGGAAAUCGUGUCUUUUCAGUCAAUACAAAGGGUGAGUUAAUCUGGAAAAGUAAACAGCUAAGUGAGAAGGGGUACACUUUUGAAACUCUCUUCAAGCAAAGCCCUUCUCUCCAUAUCAAUAAGAACUUGGUUGUAUCUUCGGACUCUGAUGGAGAGUUCAUCUAUAUAUUGUCAAUGAAAGAUGGUAGCUUGAAGAGCUCUUUUAAUACUACUCUCUUGCUUAGUAACAGUGUCAUUACAGAGCCUCCAAUACUUUAUGGUGACAACGUUUGCAUUAUUAAAGCUACAAAAUAUGUUGACUAUUUUCUUUUUAGCUUACCUUUAAUUUCUGAAUACUGAAAAAUAAAAUUUAAAAAGUUUGCUGCCCAGUAAUUUUUAUA
Messenger RNA from Amphimedon queenslandica, 645 nucleotides. RefSeq lists its product as uncharacterized. The transcript is spliced from 2 exons. Gene Ontology annotation, molecular function: protein binding. Lineage: Eukaryota; Metazoa; Porifera; Demospongiae; Haplosclerida; Niphatidae. The coding region runs from base 161 to 604 and encodes 147 amino acids. The record is from RefSeq and is a predicted model, not a curated record.